AUGUUUCGCAACACAUACCAAUCCGGGUUCCUCUCUAUAUUAUAUGCAGUUGGAUCAAAGCCGCUGCAGAUCUGGUCAAAGACAGUCAAGAAUGGCCACAUAAAGCGCAUUACAGACCCAGACAUACAGUCGUGCGUUCUGGAAAUCAUGGGGACCAAUGUGGCAACAAACUACAUAACGUGCCCUGCAGACCCCAAUGAUACACUCGCAAUUAAGCUGCCCUACCUUGUUAUGCUUAUAAAGAACAUGAGAAAGUAUUUUAGCUUCGAGGUGCAGAUCCUUGACGACAAGAACAUCAAGCGACGCUUCCGAGCAAGUAACUACCAGAGAACUACGCGUGUCAAGCCGUUCAUCUGCACUAUGCCCUUGUGCCUUGGCCCGGGCUUUAACCAAAUACAGUUCAACCUCACCGACUUCACAGCCAGAGCGUACCGUACAAAUUACAUCGAAACGACAAGAAUGACUGUGCAUGCAAACUGCCGUAUCCGUCGCAUCUACUUCGCAGAUUCCUUGUACGAGGAAGACGAGAUACCGCCUGACUUCAGAAUGUAUGUAGACCGCAAAGCAAAGACUCCCUCUGUGUAG
Giardia duodenalis is the source of this 585-nucleotide messenger RNA. RefSeq lists its product as uncharacterized. Gene Ontology annotation, cellular component: ciliary basal body; motile cilium. Gene Ontology annotation, biological process: regulation of cilium beat frequency involved in ciliary motility; cilium assembly; positive regulation of cell motility. Bases 1 to 585 code for a protein of 194 amino acids. Lineage: Eukaryota; Fornicata; Diplomonadida; Hexamitidae. The record is from RefSeq and is a predicted model, not a curated record. The transcript has a single exon.